AUUAUCUUAAGGCCUUGGGCUUACUAAUCCAAUAGUUCGGCCCACUAUAAGGACACAUAACCACGAUCACAUUCACAUGUGUACGUGUCAAAAUGUUACUUAAUUUAUACGUGACAGGCAGUGAAUUUAUCAUUCCCUUCCACAAACACAUUUUCAUUUUUGAGGAAGGAGAAAGAAUCAUCUUCGCUGUGUGGUCUAUUUAUCAAUCAAUCUAACAAUGGCGAUUCGUUGUGUAGCGAGUAGAAAAACCCUAGCCGGCUUGAAGGAGACAUCAUCGAGGCUUUCAGGAUUCAGAGGAAUCCAUACUUUUAUGCUUCCUGAUCUUCCUUACGAUUAUGGCGCAUUGGAACCGGCGAUUAGUGGAGAGAUCAUGCAGAUUCAUCACCAGAAGCAUCACCAGGCUUAUGUUACUAAUUACAAUAAUGCUCUUGAGCAGUUGGAUCAGGCUGUGAAUAAGGGAGAUGCUUCUACUGUUGUUAACUUGCAGAGCGCUAUCAAAUUCAACGGCGGAGUCCACGAGAAGUUUGGUAGGUUUUUCAGGGGAAUGCUGGAAGAAGGUGUUUACUUUGGACCGUCUCAAUUUGAGGCUGGGUUUACGAGUUUGGCUCACACUCGGGAGGAUAUAGAGUUUACGGUUGCUGCAGCCAGGAGGGUCCUCGGUAGGAUCUAGACUGUUCUAGAACUCCAACCCUGUGAGUCUGUUCACAAGGUUCUGUCUGAUGGGGACGUUGUGGGUACCUACUACUACGGUUUGAUGAUCGAUGAUAUUAUUCUUGUGUCCAGACCUUUUUUGUCAUUUUGAUAAAGAAUGUUUGUAAUU
Molecule: messenger RNA, 820 nt
Organism: Arabidopsis arenosa
Lineage: Eukaryota; Viridiplantae; Streptophyta; Magnoliopsida; Brassicales; Brassicaceae
Source: the annotation of a GenBank genome assembly